CGCGCCACGGCACGACGUUGCGACUAUAAGUAAGUCUCGCGCGGCGCGCCGCGGCUUAAUGCCGUUGCCGCGUUCGUGGCGCCAAGAGGAGGGCCCAUUGGCGACGAUAAGCCUCCUUCGUGUCCGGCACGAACGAGAAAAAGAAACAGAGAAAAACGGAGAUAGACACAAGCACAGCAGCCAGCUUUCACCCGCGUUUCAGCCAGUGAAUAUACUUACGUAUAUAUACCCCGGCGGGGUGUGGAUCGCGACAGUAUAGAUAAUACGUAGCUGUCAGUCGUACUCGGACCAGUGUCAGUCUAGCGUUUGUGUCGACGAACAGAGUGUCACCGACUAUCGUUACCGAGACUUCUUAACACCUCCAGGGUUUCAACCCCUGUGUCACCCUACUUAUAAUCCUUCGUUUCAUUUGGCGAUGCGUACGAUCGUUUAAAGAAUCGCGUUCGCGUUUCGAUCUGAAGUCGGUGACUUCGACUCCCUCGGGACUAUUAACUACCUUUGUCAGUGGAAGACAUUCCGAUUACCAAGUGAUUAUUGCCUGUCGUGUUCUGUGAGGCCCGGUGACAAGUGUCAGUGGUGUUAAAAGAAGAGAGCAACGAGCAGCGGAAGGUGGUUGGUACCGAAGGGGUGCGCAUGGUCCGCUGCGGACCGUGGAAAGAUCAGCUCCGUUGACGAGCGAGGGUCUUUCUAUUGGGUCGUUUUGAUGGUGAUUAGCGUGAUCGCGUUUUAACGUCAGAAACAACAUGUCAGGGCUGCUUUACACGCUUCUGGGGUUGGCGGCCAGCACCAGCCUUCAUUGCGCCGUUCGCCGGGAGAUAAGUCCGUGCACCUGCCGACAAGAGGAGUUCUCCACUUCCGUUAUCAACCCGGCGCAGGCUGCUGUCGCAGUAGCAGCCGCUGCGGCUGCGGCGAACACCGCGAACAAUGCCGGACACCAUGGACACGGAGAACGAAUAGAGGUUGUGUGCGAACGAAUGGAUUCUUUCGAGCAAGUGGCAGGCGCGUUAAGGGGUAAAUUUACGGCGGAACAGCAGAUCACCUUGCGGGUCUCGCAUUCCAAUCUCAGAGACAUAUCGCGACACGAUUUUAAAGAGCUGAGGAUGUCCAUCACCAGGCUCGAGCUCAAUCAUGAUCAUCUAGGGUUCGUAGACGGUGAAGUUUUCGCGGGGUUGGGAAGAACGCAAUAUCUCAGCCUCGCGGAUAACGAGGUACCAUCCAUACCGAGGCAUAUUCUGGCGCAUCUGUCCUUACUGAGGACUCUAGAUCUCAGCAGAAAUCGGAUAAGCCGGAUAGACUCGGAUGACUUCAAGUACAAUCCAACGUUACAGCAUCUCUCUAUGGCCGGAAAUGCGAUUUCAGAAAUGGUGCCGGGCUCGUUACCGCCGUUAGUGAAGCACCUUCACGUUGGCCGCAAUCACUUGCAAAGCCUGAAUCGAACACUACGAGAUCUGAAUCAGUUGGAGUGGUUGCUAAUUAACGCCAACGAGCUAACAUCCUUGGACGGUGAACUACCAUCCUCUGGUCACAACUUGAAGAUGCUCUAUGCCGUGGAUAAUAAACUGACUCACCUGCCCGCGGAAUUUCGUUAUUUGCAUCGUUUGGAAAGUUUAUUUCUGCAGCACAACAAGAUACGCAGCCUUGAUGGUACUCUGCAAAAGGCGCGUCGAUUGAAAUUUCUCGAGCUUUCGUAUAACGACCUACAAGAGCUGACAGAGGAAGAUUUCAUAGAGGCGGAGAUGUUAGAAGAUCUCGAGCUUGGACAUAAUUCUCUAAAAUCAUUGGGCGGAGCAGUCGGCGCAAACAGCGACGGGAAUGGAGGCAAUAGUGUCCUUUAUCCUCUCAGGUCUCUGAAAUGUUUAAACCUGACGCACAACGAGCUUCGCGAAUUCUCGUUCGCAUCGCUCCGCGGUUUGCGCGAACUACGAUUGCUCGAUCUUUCGAGUAAUAGGAUCGUGCGACUUCACAGAGGAAGAACACCGUCGGAGAAUUUAGUAGAGGAGGAAGGGGAGGAAACAGCUGGUGGGAAUAUACAGGACAUGCGACUUCAGCAUAACGAACUAAGAAGCCUGGACGGUUCGUUGUUCCUAGGCAUGAAAGAAUUGCAGAGGUUGAAUCUCAGUCACAACGCGCUGGGGCCAACGAUUGGACCCCGCGAUUUGCGAGGUCUUGAUGGUCUCAAAGUCCUCGAUCUCUCUCACAAUGAACUCACCACUCUCGAAGACACGUCAGAGACGUGGUUGCCUUCCUUGGAGGAGCUAAACGCAUCGCACAAUCGUCUGGUGACACUAUCCGAAAGGGACUUCCGUGGUUUUCCGGUCCUUUGCUGGGCGGAUGUCAGUGCAAACCGGAUACGCACCCUCAUGCCUGAACUCGUGGCGAACACUCGCUGUACUGUUCACGGAGUGCCAGACGUACUUCGUAUAUACCUUCAAGAUAAUCCAGUGUUGUGCGAUCCAGGACUGGCGGAUCUGACCGUAGCUCUAGAAGUAAACCACGCAAAGGUAUACGGAGUGGUGAACAAUUGUCCAACAACGAGCACCGUCUCGACGCCUACCGAACAGACGUCGCCUCUUCCUCCGUUACCACCGACGCUGUUGUUGGCCGCCGCGGCGGCUGCAUCCGGCGGAAAUGUUUCUUUCGCCGCGACCCUCGAGUAGUCAUUUGGUAGUCGCGGAGGAUCGUCAGGCGCGAUCGAUUCAUGGGAAAAGAAGAUUCGAAUCGAAGAAACACGAAGAGGAACACGGGGGAAAGAGAGAUGAUUCGAUUCGUGGCCACCAAGUCUGAGAAACGAUGACGCCGAAGACGUCGUUCCGUUGGUCGUUCGAGAAGACCGGAAGUGUACGGACUCGGUCGGUGCGGGAUCUUGGUGUAAUCCUCGCUUCAUGUUCGACACGGGCGUUUUAGUUCGUUUUUAAUCUAAACCGCUUGCGUGAAUUCUUGGAAACAUUCGCGACAGAAAAUCAGACGACAAAAAAAGAACGUUGUAUGAUAAUAGGAUAACGUGCACGCGUACACGUACAUCCACACACAUACUCGCAAACACAUGAUACGCUCAUUAACAUCACUGUACAUCGACGAGAUUUCACGCGCAACUAAUCCGUCAAUCGACAGCUAACCAUUCGCGAUUAGACGUCGGUCUUUAAUCGAUAAUUGUGUAGUAAUAGAUAAUAAGUAAUGCGAGAUUGAUAUUUAUUUAUCGAGCUUCGAGAUCACGUAACGUGAGAGUAUGGUUCUUUCUAUCGCGAGAGGAACGAUACGGCGCGUAAAGAUAGAGUGAUAAAGCGAUUGGAUACUGCGCCCUCCAGGAUGUCGUGCACGAACGUGCAAGUGGUGGACAUUUGUCAAUACUAGUUAUAUAAUUUGAAAAUUUGGAAAGUUGAACAUUUGUAGACUCUAAAUUCCUAUAUUUCUCAAUCUCUACAUUUUUAAAUCUGCCAACUUCCGAAUUCUCAAAGUCAAAUUUUCAAACUUGAAAAUCCAUCCACGGAUCUCCACCACCAUUGCGUUCCGUGCGCGCCAGUAGCCCGUGAGCUCUUCGAGGGGCACUAGAUCUGCUCACCAUUGCGAUAAUGAACUGAAAAAAAAUUCGCGUCCAAAAGAAAACGUUACUCGCGAGCUGAACGAAAGCGAAAAGUGUCCUCUCGCAAGUCGAGAUCCAGGAACAAUUUACUACAGUUUCUGUCUUACAAUAGGUGACAUCGUUACGCUGUAAAUAGUCAUUAAUCCCGCUAAUUUUUAACCCGUCAGACCCGAAAUUUUCCCGAUUGUCUUCCAAUUUUGUAAAUAUUUUGGAAGUUCUAACAACCGAUACGUAAGAAAAUUUUGAUCAAACGGGUCAGAGGGGUUGAACGCCAUGCGCCCUGUUCACGUUUACGUCCCUUUCUUUAUCUUUAUUUUAGUUUGUCCUUUCGCAUGUAUCAUUCGGGACUUCCGCCUAACUUCUUCUGUUAAUAUCGGACAACGAUACUCUAUGUGGUAAGAGUGAUCGGGGUAUUCGAAAUCGAUUAACAUUAUUCGCCUUUAAUCUAACUCGAAGUGAACGUUAAUCAUUCGUGCUUCAAAGUAUUAUUUGUAACGCUUAGGCGGUGUAUUGUGUAUCGUCGUUCGUUGAAUUUUCGCCAUUAGAUUGUUCGUUAACAGUAUCUAAUGAUAUCACCAAAAUCUAGCGUACAAGUAUGAUCAUGUACAGUUAAGAUGAUACGUAUAAAUCCUGUUCAAAUACAUGCUAUGUUAUUCGAGUUUUAUUUUUACAUCCAAAAAGAAAACCGAAUGUGGAAAUUGACCAUUAAUUGUAUCGAAACCAAUCGAUUACGGUAACAUGUAUACGGCUAGCAUUUUAUAAUACCAUCGACAUUUCGAUCUUUAAUUAAAUUCUUGAAUGAUCUAGUAAAUGAACAAUCGGUCGGGUCAAUAGUGUAAGUGAAAUCUGUUAACUUACAUUGUGUACGCGAUAUGAGCUGAUUGGCAGUGGGCGAUCAAUUGACCCUCUCGUUAACUUGUGCCAAUAGGGAUGAAUUGUUAUCAACGUGCUUCUACGCAUACAUAAUCAAUUGGCCCUUUUCGUGUACGAGUAGGUUCGCGAAUAUUUCGUACGUAGCUACAUCGCUUCACUACAUCAUACAUGUAUUGUAUGAUGAUGUGCGUCAACAAUUAUUUCAAGAUUUCACUGGCCGAUUUCGUUUGAGAUUUUUUCUUUGUAUAAAGUAAUGAUGGCUGAAUCAAAUGUACAUCGAAGUGUUAGAAAACCAUGAAGAUUACAAAGUUCCACAUUUUUAAAUUUGAAAAAGUUUAAACUCCUAUAUUCAUAAAUUCUUCUCUACACUUUCAUCUUUAUAUAUUUUUAGGUUUUUAAAUUUUGAACCCCUCAAAUUUCUAAAUUUAAAAAUCUGGAAACUUGAAACAGCAUUCGAUAUCGCUGACUGAGUCUCACAUCUUAUUGCAUGCAUAGUACAACGUUAAUGCCCGUAAGUUCUUCGACUAGAUCUGCCCAUUACUAGUAUGUAAUAAAGUGAUGAUAUCAUGUGAAUCAUAUGCAAAACUAAUUUGACCCCUGACAAGGACCGAAUAUGUCAACUAGUUAAUAUCCAAAUUAAUGUAACACGAACACUGAUGAACUCGCUAUGCCGUAUAAAAGAAUCCAGUGAAAAAGUUUUAUCACGUUAGAGUGAUAAUCACAAUAAUUUUGAUACAAUUCGCCGAAUCGAUACGUAAUUGUAUUUUUAAAUAAACGAUUAACGAGAAGUUA
This is a messenger RNA of Megachile rotundata (alfalfa leafcutting bee), 5245 nucleotides long. It is a transcript of the gene ltl, whose product is annotated as leucine-rich repeat-containing larval translucida. Gene Ontology annotation, molecular function: protein binding. The record is from RefSeq and is a predicted model, not a curated record. NCBI's taxonomy places the organism in Eukaryota, Metazoa, Arthropoda, Insecta, Hymenoptera, Megachilidae. Gene Ontology annotation, cellular component: extracellular matrix.